Messenger RNA from Anoplophora glabripennis (Asian longhorned beetle), 1266 nucleotides. Its product is annotated as carboxypeptidase N subunit 2. NCBI's taxonomy places the organism in Eukaryota, Metazoa, Arthropoda, Insecta, Coleoptera, Cerambycidae. The coding region runs from base 119 to 901 and encodes 260 amino acids. Gene Ontology annotation, molecular function: protein binding. The transcript is spliced from 2 exons. The record is from RefSeq and is a predicted model, not a curated record.
GAGUUUUAUUUAAAACUUACGCAGUACUGCUACAGAACGCUGUUACGUGUUAACCUAUGCCACAGAAAAUUAGUUACACACAUUUAUCCACUUGAAAACAUUUUGCGGUGGAGAUAACAUGAAGUUUUUGUUGUUUCUUUGUGUAAUAACAGUACUAACAGUACACCAAACCAUUAAUGCCUCUUUCACAUACGGACAGCCAUGCAGCGAACGCAAUACGGCGUAUCUCUACGUUACGACAUGGAGACUGCCCAAUCAAAAGGAAGUAAAUUGCGUUGAUAUCAGCGGAUUCAAGAAGAGCUUGUCUACGUCUUUCAAUUUGUCCCACUACAACCUCUUCUUCGAGCGUGUGGCAAGAGCAGAUACCAUCUACGCGGACCACAUGGGCUUGAAGAGGUUUCCCAUCCUCGUCAUCUACGCCCUACCCAACACAGAGACGAUCGACAUGUCUGCUAACGAAAUCUCUAAAUUGCCACCCAACAUCUACAAAAUCGCUCCAAAGCUUACAAAACUUCUCUUUUCGGAGAAUAAAAUUAUUAUACCAAAGAGGAAGCCUCUAAUGGCAUCUCCUACAUUAAAAACAUUGAUGUUGAGCGACAACAGUAUAAACUAUUUGAGCAAAUUUACCUUUGCAAAGUUGCCGGCAUUAGAAGUGUUAUAUCUGGAUAGCAACAGACUUAAGUUCAUCCAUCCUAAGAUGUUCGAUCCGAUGAAGAACUUGAAAUAUCUACACCUAGGGAAGAAUUUCUUGGCACAUAUUCCUCCAAAAAGUGUUAUGCCCACAUCAAUUCAACAGUACAUAACGAAAAGUCAGCGCCCUCUUAAGCGGAGAUCGGUCGAACGUAAAACUACCAGAAAACAUCGAAAACAAAAGUUUAUUUCCAAUAAAUUGCCUCAGUGAUUCCAAGCUCAGCUAAAGGAAAGCAACUGGAAACAUUCAGCUUUAUCGCUUGUUUUUCCACUUUGGAACUUAAUCUUUUUACAAGUACGAUAAGAAGUUGUACAUUAUAUCUACAAAUACCUAUAUCCUAGCAUUGGUAAUAGGACAAGGAAAUUUGUACGAUUAAAAUAAAACUAUUGAGACUAAUAUAACUUGGAAACGUAUGGCUCAAUGUACAAACGUUUUAAUUUGAAAAUUGUGUCGGUAUUUGGUGCAUCUACUAUUAUCUAAAUAAAUUAUGGUAGAAAUUUGAGGUAAUAUAACAAACACACUUCCAAAACUGUACAGGGUGUCCCGCAUAAGAACCGACACAGGGCAGGUGCAUA